AUGAGUUAUCAGAACCUCGAAGGCGGCCAAGGCGGCGGCUACGGCUCCUACAACCCCUACGGCCAGGAGCAGCAGCCCAAUCCGUAUGGCAACCAAGGCUACGGCCAGGCCGGUGCGAUGGAGCAAGGAAACGGAUCCUACGAGAUGGGCUCCUAUGGCCAACAACAACCCGCCGAUCCCACCACCCUGCUGAACAAGUGCCGAGAGAUCAACGAGGGUAUCGCCGACAUCCGAUCCAAGCGUGAGGGCCAGCUGGUCGCUGCCCAGAACGGCAUGCUCGACUCGAGCAACGUCAAGGAGGAUCAGGUUUCCCGUCAGACUCUGGACUACAUCGAGGACGAGAUCAACAAUGGCUUCCGCUACCUGCGUGAUCUGAUGAAGAAGAUCAAGGGCACCCCCGGCUCCGGAGAUAGCCGCGUGCAGACCCAGAUCGACGUCGCCAGCCGUAACCUGCGCCGGGAAAUCGAGCAGUACCAGAAGACCCAGCAGGAAUUCCAGAGGCGCUUGCGCGAGCAAGUGCGCCGACGAUACGAGAUCGCCAACCCGGAGGCUACCCCCGAGGAAUUGGACGCCGGUGUGGAGAAUGUGUUGAUGGGCCAGGAGCAGAUGUUCCAGGUUUCUGGAAGCCGAACUGGACAGGCCAACGACGCCCGCAAGGCCGCCUUGGAGCGAUCGGCCGCCAUCCGGAAGAUUGAGCAGGAUAUGACGGAGCUGGGUCGGUUGUACCAGGAAGUGGCGGAGCUUGUGCACCAGCAGGAGCCGGCCAUCGAGCAGAUCAACCACGACGCCGAAGGCGUUGCCGAGAACGUCGGCCAGGCCAACACCCAGAUCAGCCAUGCCAUUGACAGUGCCCGCCGCGCCAGAAAGUGGAAGUGGUAUGCACUGCUCAUCGUCAUUCUCAUCAUCGCCAUCGUCGUUGGUGUCGCUGUCGGUGUCACCCAAGCCAACAAGUCGUCCUCGUAA
Molecule: messenger RNA, 963 nt
Organism: Aspergillus steynii IBT 23096
Lineage: Eukaryota; Fungi; Ascomycota; Eurotiomycetes; Eurotiales; Aspergillaceae
Product: syntaxin
Exons: 5
Coding region: 1-963 (320 amino acids)
Biological process (GO): exocytosis; vesicle fusion; intracellular protein transport
Cellular component (GO): SNARE complex; plasma membrane; endomembrane system
Molecular function (GO): SNARE binding; SNAP receptor activity
Source: RefSeq, a predicted model, not a curated record